Tachysurus fulvidraco (yellow catfish) is the source of this 1508-nucleotide messenger RNA. RefSeq lists its product as uncharacterized. Gene Ontology annotation, molecular function: hydrolase activity, hydrolyzing N-glycosyl compounds. The transcript is spliced from 6 exons. Bases 140 to 1111 code for a protein of 323 amino acids. The record is from RefSeq and is a predicted model, not a curated record. NCBI's taxonomy places the organism in Eukaryota, Metazoa, Chordata, Actinopteri, Siluriformes, Bagridae.
GCAACCGAAGGUUUUUUUUUAACCUUCGCUCGAGACGCCGCUAACGGUCGUUUGUGGACGUUUGUGGACCCACCAGAUCUACUACUGCACUCGGAUGCACCACCAUCGCCGCCCUGACCUGCUUGUUUAGGUAACCACAAUGAGUCAGAAGCUGAUGAUUAUUGACACUGACUGCGGCAUAGAUGAUGCCCAGGCUAUAAUGUUGGCCCUUUCCUCCUCCAAUGUGAAGAUUCUGGGCAUCACGUGCUGCUUUGGAAAUACAGAUGUGGACAAUGUGUGUCAGAAUGUGCUGCAUGUACUGUCUGUAUGUCAGCGUACUCAGAUUCCUGUCUUUCGAGGAGCAGCCAGCUGUUUGAUUGGCGAAGGAAAAGCAUUAAAAAAUCAUUUUGGGACAGAUGGUUUGGGAGACGUUCUGCCGGACAGAGACUCUGACAACUGGAAAACACAAAUAAAGAAAGAGCAUGCGGUUAAUGCAUUGAUCAGAUUGGUGAAAGAGCAUCCAGGGCAGGUGUCUCUUGUUGCUCUGGGUCCACUGACGAAUUUAGCUCUGGCUGUUAGAAUGGAUCCCAGUAUUCCCCAGAAGCUGAAGGAAUUGUAUAUCAUGGGAGGCAACAUGGAAGGUAAGGGAAAUAUGAUGCCAUGUGCAGAGUUUAAUUUCUGUAUGGAUCCUGAGUCUGCCCAUGUAGUCUUGGAGGAAUAUUUGUGUCCCACACACAUAGCCACCUGGGAGUUUACCUGCAGAAACAAGCUCUCUUGGGAGUUCUUUGACGAGAUGGUCGCCCAGGACACUGCAGCUGCUCGACUAAUGAAAAAGAUCACCUCGAAAUGUUGGGCUUUCUCCCGUGAGCCUAGUAAUAAUCCAAAAGAUGUCAUUUUUGGUUCAGGGUUUGUGCCCUAUGAUAGCCAUGCUGUGGCAGCAUGUGUGGAUGACAGCGUGAUCACAGAAAGUAUAGAGUGUGGAGUUCGUGUGGAGAUCCAGGGAGAGCUCGGCAGAGGAAUGAUGGCACUGGAUUUCACAGGCAAGCUGAAGAGUCAUCGUGUGUUUGUGAUGAAGACCUGCAACCUCACCAAGUUCAGCUCCAUGCUCAUGGAUUCCUUACAGCAACCAUGAAGAGUGCCUGCAGAGUCGGAACUGUAUAUAUUGUGUAAAAAAAAAAAAAAAAAAAAAAACAUAUGAAGAGGUCUUCUGAUUAGCCUCAUUUCAACUUCUGCACUUAAUUUGUAUGACAUCAGACAAAUCCAAUUAAUUUUGUGUAUUGUUCCUGAUUUUUAACACUUCUGUAAUGAAGAUCUUCCACUACAGAACAGAAUAUGUAAAUAGUAUAUAUUGCUUCAGACAGAUUUUUCCUUGCAAAUGAAGUCUGAUAGCAGGGAAAGUCUACAAAGCACCUAUGGAAAUGUUAAUGAUUUACAUCUCUGAUCAAGGAACCAGCUGUUCGAGAGAAAUGUAUUGCUGAUUUCCAUGGACAUCAACUGAUAUGAUUAAACUUAACAUUGUACUACUGUUA